Molecule: messenger RNA, 2883 nt
Organism: Geodia barretti
Lineage: Eukaryota; Metazoa; Porifera; Demospongiae; Tetractinellida; Geodiidae
Source: the annotation of a GenBank genome assembly
AUGCCAGAAAAGAUAAAGGCGGCUCCCACAGUCGUCUAUCCCGAAUCGGAUGGUAAACCUAUGGCUGAAACCGAUCAACAUCGGAAACUCAUGAUGGAUUUUAUUCUCAUGCUUGAAGACCAUUUUGAGGAUGUCAAUGAUGUUUACGUCUCUGGGAAUCUACUAAUGUAUUAUGAAGAGGGAAACAUUUUCAAAUCUGUAGCCCCUGAUGUGUUCGUCGUCUUCGGAGUCGGUAAAAAAGACCGGCGUACCUACAAAACGUGGGAGGAGGGACGCACGCCCGAUUUUGUGUUAGAAAUCGCGAGUCCAAGCACGUAUAACAAAGAUAUAACCAGCAAGAAGGAACUGUACGCAUCUAUUCUUGGGGUUCGUGAGUAUUACAUCUAUGACCCGUGUGGUGAAGUGUAUCCACAUUUUCAAGGGUAUCGUCUCAUAGAUGGCACAUACCAAGCGAUGGAAUUUGUGAAUGGACGUUUGCCGUCGCUUGUGUUGGGUUUGGAAUUAGGCGAACAUGAUGGGGUUCUGAGUCUGUACGAUGCAAGUCUUUCGACGUGGGUUCCACCACCUAAAGCGCGGGUUGUAGCAGCGGAAACACGGGCUGAAAACGCGGAAACGCGGGCUUCCGAGGAAGAACGAGCUCGGCGACAGGCGGAAGCACGCGCUUCCGAAGAGGCGCAGGCACGCCAACACGCCGAAACCCAACUUGCCAACACUUUAGCACUUCUUGAGCAGCUUCAGAAAAGGACAGAUACCGAGCGGAUUCGCGGUACCUCUGAAGGUGUCGCCGCACGGGUUCGCGACUACGUUUUUGAUGUACUCGAACUCGGACUUCGCGACAUCCACUACCGAGAUUGGGGAGAACCCCCCGGUAACGGCGGAUUCCUGUUCAAUGGCGGGCGGCUUUACAUUGAUAUGGGGCAUCUUGAAUAUGCAACCCCCGAAUGUGCUACACUCUUUGAUCUUGUCGCUUACGAUAAAGCCAUUGAACGCAUCAUCAACAACAUCCUCACUGAUACAGGGUUACCGACUGCCUUCUUCAAAAAUAAUAUUGACCAUUUCACGGGGGCGACCUUUGGAUGUCAUGAAAACUUCCAAAUCAGCCGAGAGGUCCCAUUUUACCGUGUAGUUAUUCCAACACUCAUGCCGUUCUUCGUUACCCGACAAAUUUACGCCGGUGCCGGCAGAGUCGGUGUUUAUGAUGAGAUGAUUGAGUUUGGUACCCAAGAUAUAUUGGAAGGGCAGCAGGGACUCGCUGAGCAACAGCAUUAUCAAAUCUCGCAACGCGCUGAUCACAUUGUCACUGAAAUUUAUGAAUGGAUUCAGUUCAGUCGUGCUAUCAUCAAUACAAGAGACGAACCACUCAGCGAUUACACAAAAUACCGACGACUUCAUCUCCUCGUCGGGGAUUCUAAUAUGUCGGAGUACGCUACCGCACUCAAGGUCGGAACGACUUCGCUCUUGCUCUCAGCGAUUGAGACGUUCUAUGAGAUGCACGGUGAAAAAUUACCGCUCCCGGGUUUUGAACUCGCUGACCCGCACAAGGAGAAAACCAUGGCUGAAAACAGAUGCAUACACACGGAUUGUGAAGGAUUUUACCGUCGGGACUUUCUGAAAGCUGGUGCCCUCGGAUUGUUUGGCUUGAGCCUCACAGACUUUUUCCGACUCAAGGCACAAGCUGCAACCGCAGAAGCGAGCGUUAGCGCGCCGAGUGCUUCUACAGGUGCUGCUACAUCCGUUAUCCUUGUCUGGUUAGGUGGUGGACCAAGCCACCUUGACAUGUGGGAUCUUAAACCGGAUGCCCCUGAAGAAAUUCGAGGGCUUUUCAAGCCGAUAGCGACCAAUGUCAACGGCAUCCAAAUUAGUGAACAUUCUCCCAGACUCGCACAACAAACCGAUAAGCUCUGCAUCAUCCGUUCGAUGACCUCUCCAGAGGCAGCGCAUGAGCGUGGAACACACUAUAUGAUGACGGGCUAUCAACCCUUACCCGGUUUUGCUGUCCCGGGGUAUGGUGCCGUUAUUUCCAAACUCAAAGAACAGCGGAGUGCUUUGCCGCCUUAUAUUUCUGUCCCCGCACCUGUCGCUUAUGGCGGUGGUGGGUUCUUAGGCGCAUCGCUUGCACCUUUCUCACCUGGCGGAAAUCCCGCGAGCAAUAACUUCAAAGUACGCGACCUCGAACCACCUAAAGGUGUCUCUUUUGAACGUGUUGAACGCCGACGCUCUUUACGCCAAGCCGUUGAUGCUGCCUUCAAAAAAUAUGAGGCAGGCAACCCAGCUGCAGAAGCGGUUGACAACUUCUAUACCUCCGCUUAUAAUCUGAUGAGUUCCACCGAUGCCCGCGCUGCGUUUGAUCUCAAUGCUGAACUCGAUAAAACGCGCGACGCAUAUCGACGGGACACCUUCGGACAAAGCUGUCUCCUCGCAAGAAGGCUCGUCGAAGCGGGUGUUAACUUCGUCACAGUCAGCAACGGUGGAUGGGAUAACCACAACAACAUCUUCUCAUCUUUGCCUGGGAAACUCAACGCUUUCGAUCAGACGAUGACUACCUUAAUCACAGAUCUGAGCGAUCGCGGAUUAUUGGAAACCACGCUUGUCAUCGCUAUGGGUGAGUUCGGCAGAACGCCGAUCAUCAACAGAAACGCUGGACGUGAUCACCAUUCCCGCGUCUUCUCAAUCAUGCUCGCCGGGGCGGUGUCCAAGGUGGACAAGUCAUCGGUGCUUCCGAUCCGCUUGGGAUGGAACCUGCUGAAACGCCGGUACGCCCAGAAGAUUUAUCAGCGACACUCUAUCAAUCCCUCGGUGUUGAUUAUAAUCAGAACCUUGAGUCACCUGAUGGGGUCCGUAUUGUCCUCUCACGUGGGGGUAGACCCAUCCGUGGUGUACUGA